Molecule: messenger RNA, 429 nt
Organism: Prunus armeniaca (apricot)
Lineage: Eukaryota; Viridiplantae; Streptophyta; Magnoliopsida; Rosales; Rosaceae
Source: the annotation of a GenBank genome assembly
AUGGCAUCUUGUAUUGAAGUCGGAGGCUCGUGGUCAACGAAUGAAGAUAUUGCGUUGUGUCAAUCUUGGGUGAACAUUAGUCAUGACCCUAUCACGGGUAAUGAAAUGAAGUUUCAUCACAUGUGGAGCAAAAUUCAUGGAGAAUUUUGUCAAAGAUCGGGUUCGAUUCGGACCGAAAUGGCGUUGUCUAGUAGAUGGAAACUUCUUAAUAAAGAGUUAGGGAAAUGGAGGAAUGCCUUGACAAAAGCAAAGGCGAACAUUCAAAACGGUCAAAAUUUGACCGAUGAGAUGGUACAAGCACAAAUGUGGUUCGGUGCCAUGGGGCAAGGCAAAAAAAGUUUCGUGCAUUUCCAAUGUUGGGAAAUUGUGAAGGAUUGUUCGAGGUUCAAAAUUAUUCCCAAGUAUCUGAAAAUGUUAUCUGACAUUUGA